GCACAUUUUCACUUUCAGUUUGGAAACCUUCGAGGCGCUGGCGAUACAAUGACGCACAGUUGAGUCAGAUUUUCUUUGAUUUUGAAACUUGGAGGCAGAAAUGGCACAAAGUCUGGAACGCAAGAGAAAACAAAGUCCAACUUGGAAUCGUCCUGACAUGAGUGAUCUGACGAUUGUCCUGCUGGGGACGAAUAUAUCCGAAAACAACAAAGUGGGAAACUUAAUCUUAAAUAAAAACGUGUUUGGAAAGAAAACACCACAACCUGAUGUAGAGAAGUUCAUUCAAAAAGUGGAGAUGAGAAACAUCACAGUCAUCACUCACCUGCUCCAAUCACAAAAACAGUUUUCUCCUCCAGAACCUCAUGUGAUCAUACUGGUUCUGCAGCAUAAGGAUUUUAGUAAGAAUAAAAUAAAAAAAUUACGGUCUCUACUGAGCCGCUUCGGUGAGCAGGCGAUGAAGCACACAGUGAUUCUGACUACUGAUGAUGAGACAUGUGAUGAUGAACUGAAAUCUGUAAAAGAAAAGGAGUUAAUUCAGCCAUUAUCUAAAGAAUGUGGAGGAGGACGUCUUCUACUUCAAAACGCACAACACUCUCAAUUACUCAAAAAAGUGGAUGAAAUAAUCACUCAUAGUAAAUAUAAGGAGACACAACAGGUGUCAGCACUGGAUCAAGAAGAUAGAAGAUCUGAGUGUUCAGUCAGACGGAAAGGGAGAGCGGCAGGCUCUGAGUACAGAAAACACGAUGAAAGCCAAAAAGAGAUAAGAGAAGAAAAUAGUUCUUGGAAACUUGAAGUGAGCAGAAAUCCAGAGUUUGAUCAUCCCAACAUGAGAGAUCUGAGGAUUGCUCUUCUGGGAAAGAAUGUGUCAGAAAACAACAGAGUGGCAAACUUAAUCUUGGGGACAAAUGUGUUUGAGACACUUCCAGAACUUCCAGUGGAGAGAAAGUUUCAGCAGCACAGCCAGAGAGUCGGAGGAGGACUAAAGAACAGACGCGUGAUGGUCAUCAACAGUCCUCAGCUUCUCCAGCCUCACCUGUCACUCCAUCAGAUCACACAGGCAGUGAGAGAGUGUGUGAAUCUGUCUGCUCCAGGACCUCAUGUGUUCAUACUCAUACUGCAGCAUAAUGACUUCACUGAGGAGGAUGGAUACAGAGUGAAAAGUGUACUGAAAGAAUUCAGUGAAGAGGUGAUUAAACGCACUAUAGUGAUCACGACUGAUGAAAAGACAUACAUAUCAAAGAUUAGUUCUAUGAUCAAGAAUAAUGCAAUCCAUCAGUUAAUAAAGGAGUGUGGAGGAGGACAUCUGCAGUUUGAUGAAAGAAAACCAGAAUGGCUCUCAGAGAUAUUCAGUAGAGUUGAUACGAUGCUCAAGGGAAACCAGGAAGAGUAUCUCACAUGUGAGCUAUAUAAAGAUGGUAUAGGGACAUCAGUGGAUGAAGAGCAGAUCAGAUCUAAUGAUUCAGUCAGAUCAGAGGAAGAAAUCAAGAAGAGUUCUCACCACAAAGAUGAUGGAAAACCCAAAGAGAGACAGAAAUGGGAAAGUGAUGAAGUGUCAGCAGAUGUCUUUGGAAAACAGAAACUGAACCUGGUGCUGUGUGGAAGUGAUGGGUCACUAAUGGUCUCUGUGUCCCAAAUUUUACAAGGAAAACAUAUCAGUCCUUCAUACCAGAAAGCAAGUAAUGAAGUGUGUGUGAUGGAGGAGGAGCUUCAUAUUCGUCUGAUCAAUCUGAUCAGUCUUCCAGCUCUCAAUCAGCUCUCAGAGGAGGAAGUGAUGCGUCAGACUCUACACUGUGUGUCUCUCUGUCAUCCUGGAGUUCAUGCUUUCCUCCUCAUUAUUCCUGUUGGUCCACUUACUGAUGAAGACAAAGCAGAAAUAGAGAAGAUCCAGAGGAUAUUUGACUCCAGAGAGCACUUCAUACUGCUCUUCACAACAGAGCUCACUGUUGAAGGAAUUGCAGCAGAGUUUGUCAAAUCCAGCCCAGAAACUCAGAGGUUAAUCAGUCUCUGUGGAGGUCAGUACAGAGUGAUGGGGUUAAAGGAACCUGAAAACUCCAGACAGAUCCCAGAACUACUGGAAUAUGUAGAGAACAUGAAGACUGAACCAUAUUCACUUCAGAUGUAUGUGAAAGCUCAAGAGAACAGAGCCAGACGUGAACUGGAAGAACAACACAAGAAAGAACUGAGUGAAAUGGAGAGCAGAAUCAAAAAGUUAGAGCAGAAGAUUCAGUCAGAGAGUGCUGAAUGUGAAGAUGAUGUGCAGUGUUUGAGGAUCGUGCUGAUCGGGAGGACAGGAAAUGGAAAGAGUGCAACAGGAAACACUAUUAUGGGAAGAAAUGAGUUUGUGAGUAAAGCAAAAUCAGAUUCAGUGACGACUGACUGUAAGAAGGGAGUUGGUGAAGUUGAUGGUCGAUCGGUAGCUGUUAUUGAUACUCCAGGACUCUUUGACACAUCACUGUCAAAUGAACAGGUAGCAGAAGAAAUAAUGAAAUGUGUCUCACUGUCGUCACCUGGACCUCAUGUGUUUGUCAUUGUGUUGAGUUUGACAAGAUUCACCAAAGAAGAAACAGACACUGUAGAUCUGAUAAAGAAGAUCUUUGGUCCAAAAGCUGCUCAGUUCAGCAUCGUUCUGUUCACUAGAGGAGACGAUCUUGAGGGUGAAUCUGUAGAGGAUUAUGUGAGGGAAAGUAAUUCUGCAGAACUGAAGAAACUGAUCAGAGAUUGUGGAGACAGAUACCUGGUUUUCAAUAACAGAGAAAAACAAGACAGAACUCAAGUGAUUCAACUGUUAAACAUGAUAGAAGAGGUGAAGAACACUAAUGAGGGUCGAUACUUCACUAACAGCAUGUUUGAGGAGGCAGACAUGUCCAUUAAGAAGAGAAUGGAGGAAAUAAUGAAAGAGAGAGAGAGCGAAAUACAGGCUCAAAAUGAGAAACUGAGAGUCAAAUAUGAGACAGAAAUGGAAGAGCUCAAGAAAAGACUGGAAGAAGAGAAAAUAAAAGCAGAUGAGGAAAGAAAACAAAGAGAGAAUGAGUUCAGACAAAAAGAGGGAAAAAUUAUGAAAGAAUUCGAAGAAAAACACAAAACAGAACAACAGAAACGAGAGACUGAAAACCAGAAACAAUCAGAAGAGGAAAAACAGCAAAAAGCUGAAUAUGAUGGAAAAAUAGAAGAAAUGAAGAGAGAGAUUGAAAAUCAGAGAUCACAGUAUGAAAAACAGCAAAAAGAAAGAGAAGAAGAAGAUAGAAAGAGAGAAGAGAAAUACAGACAAGAUCAAGGAAAGAUGAAACAUGAACAAGAACACAUUAUAGCAGAAUUACUGAUGAAAGAAGAAGAAGAAAUAAAAAAGAGAGAAUCUGAGCAGAAACAGAGGAAUGAAGAAGAAGAGGAGGAG
This is a messenger RNA of Sinocyclocheilus grahami, 3391 nucleotides long. RefSeq names its product GTPase IMAP family member 8-like. Lineage: Eukaryota; Metazoa; Chordata; Actinopteri; Cypriniformes; Cyprinidae. Gene Ontology annotation, molecular function: GTP binding. The annotation marks the transcript as partial. The transcript is spliced from 8 exons. The record is from RefSeq and is a predicted model, not a curated record.